CACGCCUGCCCACCCGAGCGCUCUAUGUCCCGGGGGCGCGGCCAUGGAGGUGGUGGGCGACUUCGAGUACAGCAAGCGGGACCUCGUGGGACACGGGGCCUUCGCUGUGGUCUUCCGGGGGCGGCACCGCCAGAAAACUGAUUGGGAGGUGGCUAUUAAAAGUAUUAAUAAAAAGAACUUGUCAAAGUCACAAAUUCUGCUUGGAAAGGAAAUAAAAAUCUUAAAGGAACUUCAGCAUGAAAAUAUCGUAGCACUCUAUGAUGUUCAGGAAUUACCCAACUCUGUCUUUCUGGUGAUGGAGUAUUGCAAUGGUGGAGAUCUGGCAGAUUAUUUGCAAGCUAAAGGAACUCUGAGUGAAGAUACUAUCAGAGUGUUUCUUCAUCAGAUUGCAGCAGCCAUGCGAAUCCUGCACAGCAAAGGGAUAAUCCACAGGGAUCUCAAACCACAGAACAUCUUGUUGUCUUACGCCAGUCGAAGGAAGUCGAAUGUCAGUGGUAUUCGCAUCAAAAUAGCUGACUUUGGUUUUGCCCGUUACCUACAUAGUAACACAAUGGCAGCGACACUGUGUGGAUCCCCAAUGUACAUGGCUCCUGAGGUUAUCAUGUCUCAACAUUAUGAUGCUAAGGCAGAUUUAUGGAGCAUAGGAACGGUGAUCUAUCAAUGCCUAGUUGGAAAACCACCUUUUCAGGCUAACAGUCCUCAAGACCUAAGGAUGUUUUAUGAAAAAAACAGGAGCUUAAUGCCUAGUAUUCCCAGAGAAACAUCACCUUAUUUGGCUAAUCUCCUUUUGGGCUUGCUUCAAAGAAAUCAGAAGGACAGAAUGGACUUUGAAGCGUUUUUCAGUCAUCCUUUCCUUGAGCAAGUUCCAGUUAGAAAAUCUUGCCCAGUCCCAGUGCCUGUGUACUCCGGCCCUGGCCCUGGAAGCUCCUGCAGCAGCUCGCCACCUUGUCGCUUUGCUUCUCCACCAUCCCUUCCAGAUAUGCAGCAUAUUCAGGAAGAAAACUUAUCCUCCCCACCAUUGGGUCCUCCCAACUAUCUACAGGUGUCCAAAGAUUCUGCCAGUAAUAGUAGCAAGAACUCUUCUUGUGACACGGAUGACUUUGUUUUGGUUCCACACAACAUCUCGUCAGACCACUCAUAUGAUAUGCCAAUGGGGACUGCUGGCAGACGGGCUUCAAAUGAGUUCUUUGUGUGUGGAGGGCAGUGUCAACCUACUGUGUCACCUCACAGCGAAACAGCCCCAAUUCCAGUUCCUACUCAAGUAAGGAAUUAUCAGCGCAUAGAACAGAAUCUUAUAUCCACUGCCAGCUCUGGUACAAAUCCACAUAGUUCUCCAAGAUCUGCAGUGGUACGAAGGUCUAAUACCAGCCCCAUGGGCUUCCUCCGGGUUGGGUCCUGCUCCCCUGUACCAGCAGACACAGUGCAGACGGGAGGACGAAGACUCUCGACCGGCUCUUCCAGGCCUUACUCACCAUCCCCUUUGGUUGGUACUAUUCCUGAACAGUUUAGUCAGUGCUGCUGUGGACAUCCUCAGGGCCAUGAAGCCAGGAGUAGACACUCCUCAGGUUCUCCAGUGCCACAGACCCAGUCACCACAGUCACUCUUACUGGGUGCUAGACUGCAGAGUGCACCCACCCUCACCGAUAUCUAUCAGAACAAGCAGAAGCUCAGAAAGCAGCACUCUGACCCUGUGUGUCCAUCCCUUGCCGGGGCUGGAUAUAGUUACUCACCUCAGCCGAGUCGGCCUGGCAGCCUUGGAACCUCUCCCACCAAGCAUAUGGGGUCCUCUCCACGGAGUUCUGACUGGUUCUUUAAAACUCCUUUACCAACAAUCAUUGGCUCUCCUACUAAGACUACAGCUCCUUUCAAAAUCCCUAAAACACAAGCAUCUUCUAACCUGUUAGCCUUGGUUACUCGUCAUGGACCUGCUGAAAGCCAGUCCAAAGAUGGAAAUGACCCUCGUCAGUGUUCACAUUGCCUCUUAGUACAAGGAAGUGAGAGGCAUCGAUCUGAGCAGCAGAGCAAGGCGGUAUUUGGCAGAUCUGUCAGUACCGGGAAGUUGUCAGAACAACAGCACGUAAAGGCACCUUUAGGUGGACACCAGGGCAGCACAGAUAGUUUAAACACAGAACGACCAAUGGAUGUAGCUCCAGCAGGAGCCUGUGGUGUUGUGUUGGCAUUGCCAGCAGGAACAGCAGCAAGCGCCAGAGCUGUCCUCUUCACCGUGGGGUCUCCUCCACACAGUGCCACAGCCCCUACUUGUACUCACAUGGUCCUUCGAACAAGAACCACCUCAGUGGGGUCCAACAGCUCAGGAGGCUCCUUGUGUUCUGCGAGUGGCCGAGUGUGUGUGGGCUCCCCUCCUGCGCCAGGGUUCGGCUCCUCCCCACCAGGAGCAGAGGCAGCUCCCAGCCUAAGAUACGUGCCUUACGGUGCUUCACCACCCAGCCUAGAGGGUCUCAUCACCUUUGAAGCCCCUGAACUACCAGAGGAGACACUGAUGGAGCGAGAACACACAGACACCUUACGUCAUCUGAACAUGAUGCUGAUGUUUACUGAGUGUGUGCUGGACCUGACAGCAGUGAGGGGUGGGAACCCUGAGCUGUGCACAUCUGCUGUGUCCCUGUAUCAGAUUCAGGAGAGUGUAGUUGUGGACCAGAUAAGCCAGCUAAGCAAAGAUUGGGGGCGGGUAGAGCAGCUGGUGUUGUACAUGAAGGCGGCACAGCUGCUGGCGGCUUCCCUGCAUCUCGCCAAAGCUCAGAUCAAGUCCGGGAAGCUGAGCCCAUCCACGGCUGUGAAACAAGUUGUUAAAAAUCUGAAUGAAAGAUAUAAAUUCUGCAUCACCAUGUGCAAGAAACUUACAGAAAAGCUGAAUCGCUUCUUCUCUGAUAAACAGAGAUUUAUUGAUGAAAUCAACAGUGUGACUGCAGAGAAACUCAUCUAUAAUUGUGCUGUGGAAAUGGUUCAGUCUGCAGCCCUGGAUGAGAUGUUCCAGCAGACUGAAGACAUCGUUCAGCGAUACCACAAGGCAGCCCUUCUUUUGGAAGGCUUAAGUAAGAUCCUGCAGGACCCUGCAGAUGCUGAGAGUGUGCAUAAGUGUAAGUGCUGGCCCGGCAGUGCCCCUCCCUCACCCCCACCCCCGCUCUCCACAGAAAGAGAACUCGGGACUAUUACACAGAGAACUGAGGAGAGGGGCGGGAGGGAUGGCUCAGCGGUUACGAGCCCUGACUGCUCUUCCAGAGUCCUGAGUUCAAUUCCCAGCAACCACAUGGUGGCUCACAACCAUCUGUAAAGAGAUCUGAUGCCCUCUUCUGGUGUGUCUGAGAACUGAGGAAUAACAGCCAUAGCAGUUUUUUUAAUUGUUUAGUUUUUAAAGAAUUGGGUAUCAGUCAGGCAAUGGUGGUGCAUGACUUUAAUCCCACAACUUGGGAGACAGAGGCAGGCAGAUCUUUUAGGCCAGCCUGGUCUGCAGAGCCACUUCUAAGACAGCCAGGGAUAUAUAGAGAAAACAAACAGAAAAAGAAUUGAGUAUCAUGACAUUUAAUUUUUUUCUUUUUUCCUUUUAUUGGAUAUUUUAUUUACAUUUCAAAUGUUAUCUCCUUUCCCGGUUUCCCCUCCAGCACCCCCCCAUCAUAUCUUCCCUCCCCCGGCUUCUAUGAUGGUUCUCUGCCCUACCUGCCCACUCCCUCCCGCCUCUCCACCCUGGCAUUCCCUACACUGGGGAAAUGAGCCUUCCCAGGACAAAACAAGGCCAUCCUCUGCUAUAUAUGUGGCUGGAGCCAUCAGUCCCUGCAUGUGUACUCAUUGGUUGGUGGUUUAGUCCCUGAGAACUUUGGGAACUCUGAUUAGUUGAUAUUGUUGUAGUUCUUAUGGGGUUGUAAACCCCCUCAACUCGUUAUUUUAUUAUUAUUAUUUUAUUUUAUGUGCUUGAAUGUGUUGCCUACAUGUAUAUCUACAUGCUUGAUGCCUUUGGGAGCUAGAAGAAGGUAUCAGAUCCGCUGGAUCUUGAGUUGCAGAGAAUUAUGAGCACCAUGUAAGUGGGAGGACUUGAAUCCAGGGCCUCUAGAAAAGUAGCCAUUGCUCUUAGCUGCUGUGAUCUCUCCAGCCUUCAAUUAUGGGAUUUUUCCAAAUAAUAUUUGAUUCUGUUGUUUCUCAUUGCCUCUCUUCUUCCCCAUCCACAUUUGGCAUUGUUCUGAGCAGCAUGACAAAAUCUCAAGUUGUCCUCUGCUAGCUGGGACAUAAAGCAUCCCCCUGUCCAGUGCACACUUGCUAUGUGUGCCUCCUGCCUAUGAGUCUCUUAGUAGCAGCGUUGUGAGGUAGGCUGUGUCGAUGGUUCUGUGUUUGUAGAUAGAAUUCAAUAUUGUUUAUAGUUUCGGGCCUAAAUAGGGAUCUUAGAGUGAAUCCUUUGUGGGUAAAGAGCCCCUGAAUUUAACAGAUUGUAAUUUGUCUUCUAGAUGUAGAAUCAUACUGCCUGAGAUGGAUCUUGACUUUAAAAACUUGAACAAGUUAUUAAUCUUUUUGUGAGAUGUUGACAACAGUGCCAGCCCUGUAUGCUGUAAGGACUAGAGAGGCUUCAUAUAGAAUAUAGAUUACUUUCAUCCUUUAUGUUGUCAUCGCAUUAUUUGUGGUCAGGUUCUUGUUUAAGACUGUAGGGGGGGUUUGUUUUUUUUUGUUUUUUUUUUUUCUUUUCUUUUUUUCCGGAGCUGGGGACCGAACCCAGGGCCUUGCGCUUGCUAGGCAAGCGCUCUACCACUGAGCUAAAUCCCCAACCCCGGGGCUUUGUUUUAUUAUUGAAUAAAACUCUUUUAAGCUUUCUGGGUGUAGUAACCAAAGAAUAUUGUAAGGAUCCUGUGUACUGCAUAUUUUAUAUAACUAGCAGAUGGAUGGGAUACCAGAAUGAUACAUAAACAUAGAUAUAUUUCUGUCUGUAUGUAUAUGUGUGUAUGUAUAUUUGUGUGUGUGUGUGUGUGUGUGUGUGUGUGUGUGUGUGUGCAGUGUGUGUGUGCAGUGUGUGUGUAGUGUGUAUAUAUAUAUCCAUCCCUAGUAUCUGGUAUGAAGAGUUGUUUUUGUGGUUUUAGGACAGCAUUCCUAAAGUUACUUGUACUUCUAAGCAAGGAGAGUCGUUGUGCCAAUCUGAGUUUUCCACUGCAGCAUUAACCUGCAGGUUAUAUCUGAACUGUUGCAGGUCAGAGGAAAGAAAGUAUAUUCAUUAUGUUCACCUUGGGGCCAAGACAGAGCAGGAACUAUGGUGGUGAGAGUCAUGAUUUCCCCCCUUAGUUCCUCUGUCCUUGGGUUAGAAAACACAAAUAGUUUUUAUGAUUAAUGUCACUUUACAUUUUAUUUUUAGAUAAAUGUAGUAUUGAAAGAAGAUUGUCAGCGCUCUGCUGUAGCACUGCAGCUGUGUGAGGAGCAGGCUUGUCUGUGGACCAGCAUAGAACAGGAGGUGCCUGACUGUGGACCAGCGUGAAACAGGAGGUGAUACAUUUGAUUACAUCUUGGUUCUGUCACCCAUCCCAGGACACUGUGGUGACUACCAAAGAACAAACAGCAACUUAAGAAGGAAAACAAUACAAAACUACUACAUAUUGUAGGAAACCUGCCUUAUUGGAGAAGUCACUCCCUCUUUCCUUUCUCUUUUAGAAGCAGAAGCAAAAGAGUUGUCCACAUGGCUCGAGUUAUUAGAACCUGGCAAAUAAAUGUACCUUAGAACUAGUAUCAUAAGUACAGUUAUUCUUGUGGAUAAUUAAACAGGAAACAAAGUGAGUGACCUCACUCAGCUCUCUGAGCUAUAUGUGAAAGUCCAUGUUUGCUAAAGCAUACACAAGCAAAAGAGUAUACAGCUCAUCCAGACAACUUGAGAUUUGGGGUAAGUUUGCCUGAAUCUGAGCGUGCAUCUUUAAACAGCUCAGGAGAAGGAAUUUUAAGAAGAAACAAGGUGACUCUUGGAUGAACUGUGAAAUCUUCAACUUGAUCUAAUGUGGACAUGACGUUAAUCUUCCAAAAAUCUUUCAUAUUGCACUAAUUUAUUAAAUAACUAUGUAUUGGAUUUUGCAAUUUAAAACUAACUGAGGCACAAUGGACUUGUUUAAAAUAUUUUACUUGAUUACAUACAUAUGUCCUUUUCAGAGUUCAUGUGUACUCUCCACUGAACUUGUAAAUGGUCAGAACUUGCGUUCAUGUGAGCCUUUGCAUUUUUCUCACCUGCGAUAUAUCUUCACCCACAGAUCUUCUCAGUGGAAGUUUGAGUUGCUGAUUGUUUGCAUUUUUUGUUGUGCAUGCAGAAUGUUCAUCGAUUCUUGUGACCUUAGUUUUAUUAAAGGCUGUUGAUUUGGGCAGUAUUAGAAAGCUAUCAUGAAUCAAGAAAUACUCUUGAGAAUUUUAUAGGGCCAAAUCAAAGUGAUGAAUAAUGGCUUGUUAGUGAUGUGGAGUUUCUACAUAAAAUUAGUAAGAAAUGAGGUUUGUUUUCCCUUAGAAAAAUGGGCAGCUCUCUCCAGACUAAUGUGUACUUCUCAGUGUUAACCCUGAGUUCACAAAUAGCUGGUCAUGGCAGAUCAACAUCUCCCCAAGAAUGGUUUCUAUGUUGUAUAUUAUUUGGUUUCUUUUACUUACCUGCUUUAAUACUUGAAUAAACCAUUCACCGGUUUUAAUCUUUUUACUUCAAAACUUUGACAUAAUGACCUGCGCUCUGAUAGCUGCACAGAAGCUCUUUGGCACCACACUUACUUUAGUGUGCUGAUUAAAGUUAACAGAGAAAAUGGUUUUCAUUUACUUGGUGAACAAAGUAAUGUAAUUUUUACAUUAUUUAUCUGUAUGAAAUUCUAGCAGUUAAUUUGAACGUUUAUGUAUAGGAUGUUUGUAUUUUUAGGUCUUUACUACGGUGUUUCUACCUCUCAUUUGUAACUGCAUUAUCUUCAAACCAGGUAAAACCCACUGAGUCAUUGUGGAAUAGUCUUUUUAAAUUGCUUGUACAAAUGUAUAUCAAGGUUAAAUAAAGCUGACAGUGUUUUUAGGGUACAGUUGGGGUGAUAUGAAGUGGCUUGUCAAGCCAGAUGCUUUUUGAGAGUGGGUCGGAAACUUGGUCGUCAAUAUUCUUUGCCCUGCUCCAGGAUUUAAAACCCUUGGUGACUGUCAUACCGGCUCCUGCAGACAGACUGUACCCCUCCUUAUACUAGUGAUAAAAUGUCUUCUGUAAUUUUUACACUAAAUUCUUUCAUGUUCUCUUAAUCACCCUGUUUAUCUCAGUUGGUUUUCCAAGUAAGCAGAUGUAGUUGGCCUCCUCUUCUACACUUUUUAAAAAUAUAAUAUCAACAAUUUUGGAGAGGAUGAGGUUGGUGUAAAGUCAGGAAUAGGUGAGUGUUGAAACUGCACUGUUACUCUCAAGCUCUUCCUGUGUGACCAAGGUCUUGUGGGUGGUGUGAGAAGCAGCGACAUCUCAGCAGUGGAGAGCAACUGCAAACUCUUGAAUAAUGGUUCUGAUAUCCUACCAUUAUCAAGGCCAAUUGUUUAAAGAAAUUUUUGCCUUGAUUAUAGCAAUAAUAAAUAAAUGCUUUAUGUUUCUGUA
Rattus norvegicus (Norway rat) is the source of this 7561-nucleotide messenger RNA. The record is from RefSeq and is a predicted model, not a curated record. NCBI's taxonomy places the organism in Eukaryota, Metazoa, Chordata, Mammalia, Rodentia, Muridae.